AUGCAUUCAUGCUACAAGUGCUCGUCUGCUUACACAAUCAAGGCCCUGCUUGAGCACAUAACGUCACCGCAUAUCAAAAUGGCUAUUGUAGGUCCCGGAUGUUCUAUUUCAGCCAAACCUGUUGCCGAAUCAGCACAUUUUUGGAACCUCGUCCAGGUUGCAUAUGGGGCGGGAAAUUCCCGACUGACUGACAAGAGUAAAUAUCCUCUGUUCUAUCGUGUAAACUCACCAGAAACAAUCACAAAUACAGCGAUGGUAGCAAUUCUCAAGUACUUCAAUUGGAAGAAAGUCACCAUUGUCAAACAAGAUGUAUCAAUCUUCAAUGACGUGCAAGAACAACUAAAUGUCCUUCUCAGGAAGAAUAACAUUUCAGUGAUUUCUACGAACAGUUUUGUGAACGACCCGACCAAUGCUGUACACGAUAUGUUGGAAAAAGAUUCUCGAAUAAUAAUCGCUCUGACUUACGAGAAGAAAUGCAGACAAAUGAUGUGUGCGGCUUAUCAACAAGGUUUCUAUGGUAACCACAUACAAUGGCUGCUGAGGGGCUGGUACGAGUAUCGAUGGUGGACCAUUAAUGAUACUGUAUGUAACAAAAGUGACAUACGAACUGUGCUUGGGAACUACAUUGGUGUUGAAGAAAAAACAUUGAGUACAGAUGAGAGGAUGACAAUUUCUGGAAGGACGCCUUCAGAGCUGCAAACAUUGUACGAAUCCAAGGCCCAUAAUAUGUCAUUACCAAGAAACARCUACGCACCUUACGCCUACGACGCGCUCUGGACAAUCGCACUUGCGUUGAAUCAGUCCAUCAAGAUAUUAAAGAAAACAAACAAGACUCUAUCAGACUUUCAUUACAACGACACUGAUAUGGCAUCAAUUUUUACAAGUUUAAUUGCAAAUACUAGYUUUUAUGGGAUGUCGGGACUUGUAGAGUUUGAGAAAAAUGGCGACCGCAUUAACAACCUUUGGAUCGAACAACUUCAAAACGACGAUGAAAUAAGAGUUGGUGUUUUUCAAAGUGAAGCAAAGCAGCCGUCAGUAGAUCUUAUCAAAGUAAACCACACUUUAUGGUCAUGGCCAGGUGGUAAAAUCCCUAAAAGUGAACCAGAGAUAAUAGAGUCCAUGGCAACAAUGAGUAAUUCAGUAUUCAUCACCAUGGCAACGCUGACGAGCUGUGGUAUAUGUAUGGCAUGUGGAUUUCUAUGCUUCAAUGUUAUUUACCGCACAAACAGUCACAUCAGAAUGUCUUCACCUCACCUCAAUAACCUGAUCAUCAUUGGCUCGCUGAUGGGGUAUUUCUGCGUCUUUCUUCUCGGGUCAGCGUCUUUCCUUAAUGAGAAUCAGAUAUCGAUUUACAGAAUUACAUGUAUAAUACGACAAUGGUUUAUGGCAUGUGGAUUCACGCUAGCAUUCGGCACCAUGUUUGUCAAGACUUGGCGUGUUUAUAAAAUAUUUACAAACAAUAACUUAAUUAAAGAGCUUGGUUAUUUACACGACCGCCAUCUUGUUGUGCUACUUGGUCUUCUGCUUAGUGUAGAUAUCUUAAUGUUGUCUGCUUGGCAGAUCUUUGAUCCAGUUCAAGCAACAAUCCAACCAUUUGAAAAGAUUUCAAGUACUGAUAAUAGAAGAAUUUACUAUUAUAAUGUAUUUCAUUGUGAAAGUGCUCACCAAACGGCUUGGACAGCCUCAACAUAUUCCUACAAGGGACUUUUAUUACUUUUUGGGUUAUUCCUGGCCUGGGAAACAAGAAAUGUGAACUUUCGCCCUCUAAAUGAUUCACGUUACAUAGGAAUUAGUGUUUACAAUGUGGUCCUGUGGGCCUGCAUAUCUGUACCAUUGAACAUUUGGGUCACUAAAAAAAGUGUUGAUGCAGACUUUGGUCUCUUUGCGGCUGCAAUGAAUAUCUGUGCAUCCUCAACCUUGAUUCUUGUAUUUGGUCCAAAGGUUUGGACAGUGAAAAAAGUAGCCACUUCAACUAUUUAUCCAACUGAUUCUAAAAUUGAGACUGAAAUUUCGAAGCAAACCAAACGACAUGCAAUGUGUCCUGGAUGUAAAUGUGAAUAGUUUUUAUCCAGCAGGCAGCAAGAUGUAUCCAAACUGYACCCAUACUUUUUCAYGACGAAAGGAUAUGUUGUACAAAUUAGUCACAAACUAGGAUGCAUUAAAUGUGAGAAGCUUUAAUGUCCUGGCCACAGAGAGACUUCCCAAAAGUGCCAGCUAGACAAGCUAUGCACCUCUACAGGUGGCAGCAGAGGCCAUUGAUGACUUUGAAAUCUCAUAAUACCAGAUAGAAAUAUUUGAGAUUAACUGCUACUGAAAAAAACACUCUCAUUGAUUAAACCUCUCAGAAACCCUAUUGUAUUUGAGAAGCUCAAUUUUUCAAAGAAAGCUUUGUCAUGUUCUUUUGAUAUUCAAUUCCAAUUUGAUGCCAUUCACCAUUUUCAUGAAAACUGUAUAUCAUGAAAAACUAUUUUAUCUAGAGAGCUCAAAUUUUCAAGGAUAAGCAUUUUAUGCCAUGUUCUUUUGAUAUUCAUAUUAUACCUUAAUGCUUUCAUCCUUGCCUUAAUCUAUAAUCAAACGACAUCAAACUGUACAGAUUCACUUACGCCAUUUYUUUGCAAACAAUGACAAUAUACUACUGUACUAGCUUUGUACAUGUAUGUGUAUGUUCCUAGAGUACAAACAUUAAAUGUGUGCAACA
Molecule: messenger RNA, 2698 nt
Organism: Exaiptasia diaphana
Lineage: Eukaryota; Metazoa; Cnidaria; Anthozoa; Actiniaria; Aiptasiidae
Product: gamma-aminobutyric acid type B receptor subunit 2
Exons: 14
Coding region: 1-2061 (686 amino acids)
Biological process (GO): gamma-aminobutyric acid signaling pathway; G protein-coupled receptor signaling pathway
Cellular component (GO): G protein-coupled receptor heterodimeric complex; membrane
Molecular function (GO): G protein-coupled GABA receptor activity
Source: RefSeq, a predicted model, not a curated record